Tachysurus vachellii is the source of this 2459-nucleotide messenger RNA. It is a transcript of the gene pax8, whose product is annotated as paired box 8. The record is from RefSeq and is a predicted model, not a curated record. Bases 201 to 1583 code for a protein of 460 amino acids. Gene Ontology annotation, molecular function: RNA polymerase II cis-regulatory region sequence-specific DNA binding; DNA-binding transcription factor activity, RNA polymerase II-specific. The transcript is spliced from 12 exons. Lineage: Eukaryota; Metazoa; Chordata; Actinopteri; Siluriformes; Bagridae. Gene Ontology annotation, biological process: anatomical structure development; regulation of transcription by RNA polymerase II.
CAUAUAUUUCAUACACUAUUUCUCAAACACUCUCGAGGACAUAUAUAGAGAUUUGUUUUUAACGUGCGUCGUCUGUCCUGGAUCAAUACGCACAAGUCUCCAGGACGCAGAAGGCGAAGCCUCAUAUGGACUAAAAGCACCCAAAUUAAAGUGACACUCCGACUUUUACCCCAGGACUAAGCGGCCCACAUCACUGCACAAUGUCCAACACAACCGGCAGAGGUCAUGGGGGUCUUAAUCAACUAGGUGGCAUGUUUGUAAAUGGACGCCCGCUCCCGGAGGUCAUCCGGCAGCGCAUUGUGGACAUGGCUCACCAGGGUGUUCGGCCCUGCGACAUCUCCCGUCAGCUGCGGGUCAGCCAUGGCUGUGUCAGCAAGAUCCUGGGCAGAUACUAUGAGACAGGAAGCAUAAAACCUGGAGUGAUCGGUGGCUCGAAGCCAAAGGUGGCUACGCCAAAAGUGGUGGACAAGAUAGCAGAGUACAAGCGGCAAAAUCCCACCAUGUUCGCCUGGGAGAUCAGAGACAGGCUCCUGGCCGAGGGAGUGUGUGACAGUGACACGGUUCCCAGCGUCAGUUCCAUAAACAGGAUCAUCCGGACGAAGGUGCAACAGCCAUUUAACGUGCCCUUGGAAAGCAAAAGCCUCAGUCCAGGUCACACAUUAAUUCCAAGUUCAGCCGUCACCCCUCCCGAGUCACCUCAGUCUGACUCUCUGGGUUCCACCUACUCCAUUAGUGGCCUGCUGGGUAUUCCACAGGCAAGUUCAGACGGCAAGAGGAGUCAUGACGACAGUGACCAGGAGAGCUGUCGACACAGCGUAGACUCUCAGGGCAGUGGAGGUGGACCAAGGAAACAGCUGAGGCCUGAACAUUUCUCAUCACAACACCUGGACUGCGGCUUCGAGCGGCACCACUACACCUCCGACACGUUCGGUUCCACCAACGCUGGCAAGACUGAGCAGCCACUGUAUCCCCUCUCUCUCCUCAACGGAAGUCUAGAGGAAGGCAAGAGCAGCCUCGCAACAUCCAGCACCGCCAUUGGGCGAAACCUAGCAGCACACCAGGGCUACGCAGUCGUGACAGAUGCCCUACAGCCCCUACCCAUCUGCCUGAAACAGGAAAUGUCACCAGACGGGGCCAGCUCAAGUCCUUCGCCCAACAUUAUAGCCAACUCUGCCUUCUUGGAAAUGGGCGCCAUAUCAGCCCCGUCGCCAGCAUCCGUGGGUAACGGUGGCAGCAGCUCCAUGCAUUUCUCUCAUUCCUUCAACACAUUUCCUCAUCAUGCACCAGUGUACAGCCAAUUCAGCAGCCAGUCUCUCAUCACAGGCCGAGACAUGGUGAGCUCCACACUUCCUGGAUAUCCUCCACACAUUCCAUCAGCCGGACAGACGAGUUACUCGUCCUCGGCCAUCACAGGAAUGGUAGCAGGUGCUGAGUACUCAGGCCAGACUUACACACACUCACCAUACACAUCUUACAGCGACGCAUGGAGAUUCACCAACUCCAGCAUACUAGGUUCUCCAUAUUACUACAGCUCCGCCUCCCGCACAGCUCCACCCACCACCACUGCAUACGAUCACCUUUAGCAGCAGACGUUCGAUUACUGAAUAAGAAGCAAUAUUCAUCCAAGUGCACAUGGUUUUGUGAUGGUGUAUUCUACAAAUGACCUUCAUGAUGGGAAGCUCUUGAGUAACCUAACAAGGAGAGAGAGAGGAAGAGAGAGAGAGAGAGAGAAAGAGAGAGAGAGAGAGGGAGAGGGGAAAUUUCAUAUUCAGCGACUGAAGAAAAACGGAUGUGAAAGGCACGAAAAACAGGCCAGCAUGGACAAUUGUUUUGUUGCCUGAGACUUUGGUUGAUUAUUUAUUCACUUCAUUGACCACCUUCGACCAAACGCACAAGUCUAUCCGUCUGUUUAAACAGCCAUCAUGUCUUGCCCCAGGUUUUUGAACCAAAAUGCAUGGCGCAACAGCCAAAGAUCUUACUGCAGGUUUGCUUUCAGACCUUAACUGCGUUCAUGACCUGUGGUGCAUGAAGAACAAACCCAGAGAGCCAGCUUUUUUUUUUUUUUGUCUUCAGGCUCUAUUCUUCUAUUUGUUCCUCUUUCUCUCCAUUUCCCUGGGCUUAUAAACCUUGUAGGAUUGCAGCAUUUGUAGCUGUUUCAAGUUCCAUAUAUUUACUUUCCCAACAAAAACAACGUGAUCACCAUUUUCAACUACAGCAAGAAAAUCAGCUGUCAAUUUAAAGACCAUUACAAAACGCCUGCUGGUUAUGUCGGUGGGAUAAUGUGUAAAUAAUGUAGAAAAGUAAAAUCCCUUAUUAAAAAAAAAUCCCUUUUAUGCUACAAAUAAUUAGGAGUGGAAUUUAUGGGGAUAAAUUAGUACAUUGUAAGAGAAGUUGUAAGAAACCCUUUUAUUUUCUCCCUCCCAUAUGUACUACAUUUGUUGUCAAAUGGUUUUGCUAAG